AAGAGAGUUCAGCAGUCUGUGGCGCCGUGUUCGCAUUUAGUCGUCUUCGCUAUCUUGAACACGUUCGAACUGCGACUGCCUUUUCGCGGCUUUUCCGUAAAUCAAACGUUUCCUCUAAGAAGGUGAUCUGUGUCGGAACCGGAGCUAAGUCUCAGGGACAGUAUCGAUUUCUUCGGAGUUGGUUCUUUAUUCAGGCUCGUUUUGAAUGUGUCGAUAAACACGUUCGCUGUUUCACUGCUGACGGCAGCUGUUUCGAGUAUUGAGAAUGUUCCUUGUUGCGCCGGUCGACAACAAUCGCUGGGCCUACACGAUGCACGGUUUGGAGAAGCCUAUGGAUCACGUGUCUGCCGGAGGCCUGAUGGCGGGUUCUGUGGCUACUUUGGCGAUCCUGUGGGUCUCCUUGCAGACCAUGGGAUUCCUAGGGAAUUCCCAUUCCAUAGGGGCCUAUAAACUUCCGAUGUCCUUGCAGAACUAUCUUGCUAGCUAUACCGGUAUCCUUUCAGGUUUGCCGGUGUCGAACUACCCUUACGAGGGCGUCGUAGACGCGGGCCUUUUCCAAGAUCGACAUUACCCCCACAUCGACAAGGCGGUGUUGAACAACUCGAUCAGUUUCGCGAAAAGCUUGGUCGAUCGUAUGAGCACCCUCGAAAGGAAUAUCGCUACCGCUGGCGUCGAAUUGAUGGUUCACACGCCGGCUGGAAAGCAAUUUCUAGAUUCAUAUCCUUCCGAGGAUGCUUUCGAGAGAGGCCUCGACGCCAUCGUCGCGAUGAAAGCUUCGUCCUAUCUCCUUCAUCAGAGCUGUCGCAGGUUCGGUUUGGAAAAAGACGACUGUGCUCGUUUCAUAUCCAGCCUGUCGCUGCAGGGUACUCCGUUGAGUUCAUCCUGCUCGGCAUCGCAGACGAUGGUCUGCAACCCGAGGGCUAAAUACCGAAGCAUCGACGGCACUUGCAAUAACGUUGAAAAUCCGACCUGGGGUAGUGCGAUGACCGCGUACACCAGAAUUCUCUUCCCCCAAUAUUUCGACGGAAUCCAAGAACCGAGGCGCAUGGGCCGCACCAAAAAACCGCUACCAGGUGCCAGGACCGUAAGCGUGGCUCUGUCGACCCCUAACGAUCUUUCCGAUGUCAGUAGGACGUUGACGGUCAUGCAGUGGGGGCAGUUCAUUGCUAACGACAUGUCUUACACUCCUGUGAGGAAAAUGAUUUCAUCAGGAAAACCGAUAUCCUGCUGCCAACCAGACGGAAGCGCCCUAUCACCUCGUCACGUUCAUCCCGAUUGCUCUGAGAUCACAGUGCCCGAUCAGGACCCCGUCUACGGAGAACAUUAUGUUCGGUGCAUGAAUUACGUGCGAUCGUUGCCUGUCCUCAAGUCGGACUGCACUUUCGGACCCACCGAACAGAUGAACCAAGCUAGCCACUUCUUGGAUGGUUCAGCGAUUUAUGGAUCGAAUUUGAAGAAGUCGCGAGAACUUCGUACGUUCGAGGGUGGUCGCUUAAGAGUUCACAAGGACAACAGCCACGAGUACUUGCCAACAGGUGGUAUGGAGUCCUCUAUCUACUGUGCGGACGGCUGUUAUAAUUCCGGUGAUCAUCGUGUGAAUACCUAUCCCCAGCUGGCUGUGAUACACACCGUCUGGCAUCGCGAACAUAACAGAAUCGCCAACAACCUUGCCGUGUUAAAUCCACACUGGACCGACGAAACGUUAUACCAAGAAGCCAGACGUAUAGUAAUUGCUGAAAUUCAGCAUAUCACUUUCAAGGAAUGGCUGCCCGUAUUAUUGGGCAAGAGAUAUACUCGAGCCAUCGCGCUCAACGAGGGUAGUAACUAUAGUCACCACUAUAAUUCUGCGGAUGAUCCGGCAGUAAGCAACGAAGUAGCGACGGCUGCUCUUAAAUUUAUGACCUCUUUGAUGCAAGGAAAGAUACGUUUGACCGAUAAUGCACGUAUGGUUAAUCAGACUCUGUCGUUGGCGGAGUAUUUCUUUAAGCCGAGUGUUAUCGAGUCGGAUGAAGUUUUUGAUGGCUUACUUCGUGGUAUGGCUACGCAGACCAGCCAGAAAAUGGAUGUCAGUGUAAUUGCAGAGAUUACCAGCAAGCUAUACGCAGGAGAUCCAGACAGCCUAGGUUUAGAUGGUAUCAGUCUGGACAUUCAGCGCGGACGUGAUCACGGAUUACCAGGCUACAAUCAAUAUCGCAAAUACUGUGGCCUUCAGCCUGCGAAGAACUUCGAUGACUUCUUAGAUCACAUUCCAUUGGAGAUGAUAAAGAAGCUGCGCAAUGUUUACGCACACCCCGACGACGUUGAUCUUCUUAUUGGUGGAAUGGCUGAAAGACCAAUGGAGGAUGCACUCUUAGGACCCACAUUCCACUGUUUGAUCUUUGAGCAAUUCGCAAGAACUCAUCGUACCGACAGAUACUUCUAUGAUUCCGUAUAUCAGCCACAUCCUUUCACGCCUGUGCAAUUAGCGGAGAUACGCAAUGCGACAUUGGCGAGAAUAUUCUGUGAUAACGGGAACAACGUCACCAAAAUGCAACCAAAUGUAUUUAUUAGACCACAAUCAGGGAACAAGCUGAGGUCCUGCACCGACUUCGAAGCGAUCCCCAGCGUAGACUUAUUCGCCUGGGCGGAAAGGGCCACAUUGUCGCAUCGAUUUGCCCGAGUCGCAGGACGGGCGUGACAGGGGGUACAGUAAGACGACAAAAUAUUAAAAAUCUCAAGAACGUCGACGAUCGACUCGAAUAGAGCCGACUCCAAAGUAUCGUCGACGUGAUAUUAGCAAUAAACUGAAACGAAGAAUCUGAAGGUUCGCGUAUAAAGAACCGCGUGUAAGCAUGGCACGGACGAAGGGUUUUAAACAAAGGGAGGGCAACACGUGCCCUACGCGACAAGAAACGAGCAAGGUGCAGCCGUAAACUAGUGACUAGUCGAUUAAUUCAGCACGCCACGGGGCUGUGCGAUAAAGGAACAAAAUGGCGGCCGGACACGGGACAAAAUGGUGUAUCGCGAUGGCCGCGGAGUGACAAUUUAAACCCCGUGAAAAGUCGUUUUAGAUGUAGUUUAGGAAUAGCGUGGAGAACUGUCUAUUUACAAUGUUGGCUAGGAGUUUGGAACCACUUGAAGUUUCAUUUCUGUAAUAUUACUUUAAAAGGUAGCAACAAUUAUGUACAGCUUUUUAUGUAUAUUCACAAUAAUUUAUCUUUGCAUUGUUCACAAUAAUUUGUCUUUUCGAACUUUUGUAUUCAUGUUACUCAGAAUAAUCUUUGAUUGCUUCUUUGACAUUGGUUCUAGAGAUAACUUCUAACCUCUAACCUCAAGAUUUUACCAAUGAUUUAGAACUUGUUUGAACCCUGUAUUGUUAUUGUGAUUCUUUAAAAAAGGCCAAAUGAUUUUAUUCAACUAUUUUGAAUCCUGUACUGUCUUAUAAUUCUCUAAAAAUUUCCUUCGGCUACUGAAAAGUGUACAUCAUUUAGGUUUAAGAGUAUUUAGAAUUCAGAAAAUAUAAAAAUAGAAGAAUAACAUUUCUAUCUCUCUGCAGACUUAACCAAAAAGUUUCAUUUCAACAGAGAUUAACAAGUGAUUUCAAACUUUUGGACAGUAGAGCAUGUGAGAAUGAGCGUACCAGAGAAAUUUGAUUCUAGAUUACGCUAAUCCUUUAAUGUUACGCUUAGAAUAUGUUUUUGUUCAGAGCGUUCAUGAGAUCAUGCUGCCUGGAGAAAAUCCACAUAUUGAUUCAUUUGUUUGUUUCUCUUUAAUUAUUCAGUGAGUUAAAGUGCAACUUCUUUACUUUUUAUUUUCUUUUUAUUUUGAGUUCAAGCUCGUGGCAAUGUACGAGAUGGACAUUGAUACUGCCACUAAAAAGAGAUUUGAAGGAGUCAGAUUGGAUUUUUCUUUUUGAAAAUAUAUGUUUAAGGCACAUGAUAUUUUGGAUGCUCCGUGAAAUGUACCUAUGAAGCGUGUGAAUGAGAAUCCAUGUUUAAAUCAUUAAUCCAUUAGGGUUUUUGUUUUUUUCACUUUGUGACAUUGACAGCGAUACAAUCAUGGAAAAUAUGCUUUUCUUCAGUAACUAGUGACUGUGCUAACGCAUCAACAUUGAUCUUUGAAAUCAACAUUGAUCUUAAUUUGUUGAUCACUUUGAAUUUUUGG
Messenger RNA from Megachile rotundata (alfalfa leafcutting bee), 4143 nucleotides. RefSeq names its product salivary peroxidase/catechol oxidase. Lineage: Eukaryota; Metazoa; Arthropoda; Insecta; Hymenoptera; Megachilidae. Gene Ontology annotation, biological process: response to oxidative stress. The record is from RefSeq and is a predicted model, not a curated record. Gene Ontology annotation, molecular function: peroxidase activity; heme binding.